This is a messenger RNA of Candida albicans SC5314, 1458 nucleotides long. RefSeq names its product Pga27p (gene PGA27). The record is from RefSeq and is a predicted model, not a curated record. The transcript has a single exon. NCBI's taxonomy places the organism in Eukaryota, Fungi, Ascomycota, Pichiomycetes, Serinales, Debaryomycetaceae. The coding region runs from base 1 to 1458 and encodes 485 amino acids.
AUGCAUUUUACAAGUAGCCUACUAGCCACCUUGAUAUGGUUUACAUUACCGGUUCAAAGUUUGAAUACUGAAUCUAGGACAACUUCAAAUAACACAAUAUCAAUACUUACAAACCAUUUUCAAAUACUAAAGGAUUUGCUACCAUAUAGCAAAACUUCUAAACCGCAAAUCAAGGAAUCCAGACCGUUGAUUAAAGUUCUGAGAGAUGGAGUGCCAAUAAAUUUCCACAGGGCUCCGGCUAUAAUAAUGAAAUCGAACAAAACAGACGAUUUAGUCAGGAAUAGCAAUAAAACAAUGGUGCUAACUGAAAUAAAAACGAUUACUGAAUUUGCAACUACCACUGUUUCCCCUACACAAGAAUUUCAAGCACUACAGAUAAACCUUAACACGUUAUCAAUAGAGACUUCAACACCAACAUUCCAAUCCCAUGACUUUCCACCGAUUACCAUUGAAGACACACCCAAAACACUAGAACCAGAAGAAUCGUCAGAUGCUUUGCAGAGGGAUGCAUUUGAUCAAAUUAAGAAACUAGAAAAAUUGGUAUUGGAUUUGAGACUUGAAAUGAAAGAGCAACAAAAGAGUUUCAACGAUCAAUUAGUGGAUAUAUAUACCGCAAGAAGUAUUGUUCCAAUUUAUACUACACAUAUCGUCACUUCGGCGAUUCCAUCGUAUGUACCAAAAGAAGAAGUAAUGGUUUCACAUGAUAGUGCACCAAUUGUAAGUCGUCCUAGAACAGAUAUUCCAGUAUCUCAACGAAUUGAUACUAUCUCAAAACAUAAAAUGAAUGGAAAAAAUAUAUUGAACAACAAUCCUCCGCCCAAUUCAGUUUUAAUAGUUCCUCAGUUUCAGUUCCAUGAAAGAAUGGCCACCAAAACCGAAGUAGCUUAUAUGAAACCAAAAAUUGUCUGGACCAACUUUCCAACCACUACUGCAACGUCAAUGUUUGACAAUUUUAUUUUAAAAAAUCUUGUUGACGAAACGGAUUCUGAAAUUGAUAGUGGUGAAACUGAAUUGUCUGACGAUUAUUAUUACUAUUAUAGUUACGAAGAUGAUGGUAAAGAAGACGAUAGUGAUGAGAUUACGGCUCAAAUACUAUUAUCCAAUUCAGAAUUAGGCACGAAGACGCCAAAUUUUGAGGAUCCUUUUGAACAAAUCAAUAUUGAAGACAAUAAAGUAAUAUCUGUUAAUACACCAAAGACAAAGAAACCUACUACAACAGUAUUUGGCACUUCUACUAGUGCAUUAUCAACUUUUGAAAGUACAAUAUUUGAAAUUCCCAAAUUCUUUUAUGGUAGCAGAAGAAAACAACCGAGCUCAUUCAAAAAUAAGAACAGUACAAUCAAAUUUGAUGUGUUUGAUUGGAUAUUUGAAAGUGGUACUACCAAUGAGAAAGUACAUGGAUUAGUGUUGGUGUCUAGUGGUGUUCUACUAGGAACUUGUCUAUUGUUCAUUUUGUAG